Messenger RNA from Recurvomyces mirabilis, 762 nucleotides. RefSeq lists its product as uncharacterized. The record is from RefSeq and is a predicted model, not a curated record. Gene Ontology annotation, molecular function: protein heterodimerization activity. The coding region runs from base 1 to 762 and encodes 253 amino acids. The transcript has a single exon. Lineage: Eukaryota; Fungi; Ascomycota; Dothideomycetes; Mycosphaerellales; Teratosphaeriaceae.
AUGUCCCAAUCCUCCGACCUCCACCGCGCACUCCUUCGACCAUGUAUAGCACAAAGUCUCCGUGCCGCCGGCUUCCAUAGCACGCGACCAGCGGUUCUCGAGACUCUCACAAAUCUAACGGAACGCUAUCUCCUACUAUUGACGUCGACAACAGCACGAUACGCUUCACUCAGCCAUAACGAUUCCGUGCCGACGGUGACAGAUGUCCGCAUGGCAAUGGCGGAAUGUGGCGUCCUCCUCCCAGCCGAGGGAGCAGCGGAGGAAGAAUGGAGGGAGAUUAUGAGGGUGCCUGUAGAAGUCAUGGGUACUUCCGUCAAAGAAGGCGGCGAAGCACGAAUGCGAGGGGAGAAGCGGAAACGCGAGGAGCAGGAUUUGCGGGACGUGGUGGCCUUCACGAAAUGGUUUGAUGGGUCACAGCAUGCGGAGAUGAGGCGGGUGGCUGGUUUGGUGCCGGAUUCUUCCACGUUGGUUGGCGGUGUGGGUGCUAGCGCGGGGCCGGUUGUGGGUGUGGGAGGUGGUGUUGUGCAAGCGGAGGACUUUUUGAGGGGGUUGAAGAAGAAGGGUGGGAAGGCGGGGGAUGAUGUGAGGUGGAUUGGGACUGUGCUUGGGGAGGAGGGGGAGGGAAGGGAGGUGCUGGUUGAGGGUGGGCUGGUCCAGAGGGUUAGGGAUUGGAGGCCCAAGGAUGACGAUGUUACUGGGCUGGUCAAGGAUGCUCCUCAGGAUGACACUUUAGCCGCGCCUGAAGUCGUGGCUGGCGAUUGA